GAGGUGCAAUUCGAAAUACUACGUGUUAUAGUGAAGGAGGCGUGGCUUCGUUCAAAUUUCCCACGUUUCUUUCUACAAAAUGUGGCCUUCCUCUUAUCCCUAAUUUCCAAAUAUAAUCCCUUUCUCAUCGACAUAAAUCUCUCCGCAAGCCCAUUCCCCCGAAUCAACAAACAAAUUAAUUUCUGAGAGAGAGAGAGAGAGAGAAGAUGGAAGCACAAUUACAUGGGCAUGAAGAGCAUUCAGUGGUGGAGGCACGAGAUGAAGGGGAGAAAAAAUCAGGCUUGAAGAAGGUGAAGGAUAAGGCAAACAAAAUCAAGCACACAAUCAAGAAACACGCCCACCUUCACCACAACCACAACCACCAUGUGCACCAAUCCACAAAUCUCGUCGAGGAGAGCAACACUGUCCCAAAUAAUUCUCCUGCAAAUCUUCCUCACUCCACAUCCACCGCCACCGAAAAGAGGAGCGAUGAUGGACAAAAUUCAAGAUCCAAUCCAGUUUCCGAACAAAACAACCCAAAAGGUGAAGACUCUAGAGACACAAUGGCCGGAAAAGUAUCAUCAGGCAGUGGUGCUGUUGCAGACAAGCCCAAUGCAACCAAGUCGAUGAAGGAAUACUUGUGGGAGAAAUUGAAACCAGGAGAUGAUGAUAAGGCGCUGUCGGAGGCAAUAACCCAUGCAUUUCAGAAGAAGGCCAAGCGGGGGAAAGUGACGGUGUCGAAAGAGGUGGCUGAGCGGCUGGGCACGACCCAGGAGAAUAAGAGGGAAGGAGAGGACGCCUUGGCUGCAGGGGAGCACAGUACGGGGCAGGGAGUGGCGGAGAGGCUGCAAAACGCCUUCACUUCCUGGCUCUCCAAGAGUAAUGGAAUACAGACUGCGCAGGAUUCUAUCGCCAAUGCUCGCUUUUAAUUUCACACCCAUUCCAUACUCAACGAUAAUUACGGUCACUGGGUUUUCUAGAAAAUGCCCAUCUCAUAAAUGGGUUUGACUUUUAUUCAGAUCAAUCUGCAUCUGCCGAUUCACAUA
Salvia miltiorrhiza (redroot sage) is the source of this 1025-nucleotide messenger RNA. Its product is annotated as low-temperature-induced 65 kDa protein-like. The record is from RefSeq and is a predicted model, not a curated record. The transcript has 4 exons. NCBI's taxonomy places the organism in Eukaryota, Viridiplantae, Streptophyta, Magnoliopsida, Lamiales, Lamiaceae. The coding region runs from base 207 to 908 and encodes 233 amino acids. Gene Ontology annotation, biological process: response to abscisic acid; response to stress.